AUGUUUUUCAUUUAUCUUUUAGUCACAGCCGCUUUGGCAAAUGCGAAUGACUUGUUUGGAACAUGGACUACCAAAUCCCGUGAUGUUCUUACUGGUCCAGGAUUCUAUGAUCCGCUCAACGACAAGCUGCUCGAGCCCAAUCUAACGGGAAUUUCAUAUUCAUUUGACGACGACGGAAAUUAUGAGUCCGCAUACUAUCGGGCAAUCUCAAAUCCCACCGACCCAUCAUGCCCGGGAGGAAUAAUGCAAUGGCAACACGGCGCUUAUACUCUGUUCGGAAAUGGAACUUUGAUAUUGACACCAAUUGCUGUCGAUGGUCGUCAGCUACUAUCCGAUCCCUGUCGGAAGCAGUCGGGUCACUACACACGAUAUAACACCACAGAGGAGUUCAAGGUACACCUCUUUCGAUUUCUCUCCCCAUUGGCUUGCUCUGACAGUACACAGGAAUUCUCCGUGGAUAUUGACAAGUUUAAUCGCAUGAAACGUCUCGAUUUGACCAGGGCUGAUGGCUCAGUCGUCAACCCCAUGUUCCUCGCCUAUCAGCCACCAAAGAUGCUCCCCACCACAACAUUGAACCCAAUCCCAACAGGGAAUAAGCGAAAGCGUGAAUUAUCGCCAACCGCAGGAUUCCAACUGACCGCCAGAGAACAGCUGAUCAAUCCGGACCGAUGGUGGUGGUUGGGUGUUCUGAUGGCAUCUCUUGGAGGAGUAGCUUUCUUCUGCUCAUAA
This is a messenger RNA of Penicillium coprophilum, 729 nucleotides long. Its product is annotated as Chaperone endoplasmic reticulum protein-folding. Gene Ontology annotation, biological process: 'de novo' protein folding. The record is from RefSeq and is a predicted model, not a curated record. Gene Ontology annotation, cellular component: endoplasmic reticulum membrane; endoplasmic reticulum. The transcript has 3 exons. NCBI's taxonomy places the organism in Eukaryota, Fungi, Ascomycota, Eurotiomycetes, Eurotiales, Aspergillaceae. Bases 1 to 729 code for a protein of 242 amino acids.